This is a messenger RNA of Daphnia pulicaria, 1326 nucleotides long. Its product is annotated as DNA excision repair protein ckn1-like. Gene Ontology annotation, biological process: regulation of transcription by RNA polymerase II. The record is from RefSeq and is a predicted model, not a curated record. The transcript has 9 exons. Gene Ontology annotation, cellular component: histone deacetylase complex. NCBI's taxonomy places the organism in Eukaryota, Metazoa, Arthropoda, Branchiopoda, Diplostraca, Daphniidae. Gene Ontology annotation, molecular function: protein binding; transcription corepressor activity. The coding region runs from base 32 to 841 and encodes 269 amino acids.
AUUUGUGGAAGUUCAAAGAUCAAUCGCCUUGAUGAGUGAAGUUGAUUAUUGCGUCAGUCGAUUCCACCCGACGCUACCGGUUCUUGUGUGCGGAUUUAAUCGAGUUUUCCUACUAAAUGCUGAAGACGUGUCUGUCCCGUUUUCUGAAUGGAGAGAGAAAGAAAUUUCGUUUGAUGGGCAGGGACUGAAAAUAAUAACCACUCUUGAAUGGAACUUUGACGGAAGUCAAUUGGCCGCUGGCUGCAAAGAUAAUACUCUAAUCGUAUGGAGCAGUUUUCCAACCGGUGAAAUUCUCCUAAACACGAAUUGCGAUUUCAAAUGGGUCUAUCGUAUCGCCUGGAACCCCGUUAAGCCAGAUAUUUUUGCUACUCUCCAUAAAGGUUUGAACAUAGUCUUGUUUUGGAACUCUACAACUCACGACGGAAAAUCGAACGUGUUUUACACGUCCCGACAUGGGAAGAGGAUCUCACAAGUGGAGUGGACAUCUGAAAAUCAAAUUGCUAUCGGGUUCAUGAAUGGCAUCAUUGAAAUUUGGGAAAUCGACGAAAAUGAAUCCAAGUUCCAGCUGUUUCAGACAAUUAAACGGAGAUUGGGUGCAAUAUUUGGACUCGAAUGGAGUAAUAUUACAAAGUAUUUAGCUUCUUGGGGGAAAGAAGGAUGGAUUACGAUUUGGUCACUGAGCAGCAGCAAAAGCAACAUGUCAAAAAUACCUGUUUAUUGCGAGAAAUUUGAACACGGCUUUCUAGUUUGGCUUGGCUUCCGGCUAGGAAUACGUUCAAUGGCGGAAUCGACCUGGCAAGGGAAAUGCAAGAGAACUUCACUAUUGCUUGUGGAUGUUUAGAUGGAUCGAUCUGCAUUUGGAAUCCUUUGGAAAAGGACGAAACGAAAAUGCUGAAAACUCUCCGUGGGCAUUUCGAUUCAGUAUCUUGUCUCUCGUUUGCCCCCGAUGGGAGGUACCUCGCCUCAGCAAGUCGAUAUAAUAUUACCAUCUGGUUGACUGAGACUUGGAAACCCGUGUUUAUUUCCACCACACUGAAAUUAAUUGCUUCACCUAAUGAUUGUAAAAUUUCUUUGUCGUGGAUGUGCAUUAACGGGUCGUCCGCGGAGUUCUCCGAGAAUUCCACUUAUAAAUUGACUUUUUCCUCGCGAAACAAUAAGAUCGUUGUUUGGGAAGUUGCAGCGGAGGUGGCCGAGGUGGGUGACAGUUGCUGAAAACUGUUGCUACUGUUAUACGUAAUAAUGCAAAAAAGUUAAAGUCCGAGUGCUUUUUCAGCAUUAUUGUUUCCUUUCCAUCUUCGGUGAAAACUAAUUCCUUUUUGUGAAAAA